Somion occarium is the source of this 1327-nucleotide messenger RNA. NCBI's taxonomy places the organism in Eukaryota, Fungi, Basidiomycota, Agaricomycetes, Polyporales, Cerrenaceae. The record is from the annotation of a GenBank genome assembly.
GAGUGCUUCCAUCUGGUGGUCCCCCGAACAUGCUGCCCCAGCUACAGCCCGUAUUCGCUACUCGCCUCGGCCAGCAUGUCUGCGCUCGACCGACCCCCGCCCUCUGUCCAACAAAAGCCGUCCUCGUCCUCCAUAGCGUUCUCCGUUCACCACAACGUUGACCACAUCAUCCAAUAUGGGUUCUUCAGCUUCUGUCCUCAAUCCCGACAACGACCUUCUUGACCUUCAUGGCAAAGUCGCCAUUGUCACCGGUGCAAAUGCUGGUAUUGGUUAUUGGACAGCUGCACAUCUGAGCAAACGCGGUGCUAAAGUCUACCUUGCUUGUCGUAAUGAGAGUCGAGCAACCGGCGCGAUCACCAGCAUCGAGGCCUGGAACACCUCCAAAGACCGGGGGUCGCUCAUCUACCACCAUCUCUCGUUAGAUGACCCUAGAGAAGCUAAAAAGUCUGCGGAGGAGUUCCUUGCCAAGGAGACAAGACUAGACAUUGUCGUCAACAAUGCCGGUUUACUCGCGUCUCCAUACGAGAAGACCAAAGAUGGAAUAGUCAACACGAUGGUGGUCAACCACCUCAGCCCGCUCGUGUUCACCCACACGCUUUCUCCGCUCCUCGAGAAAACAGCGAGCGAGCCCGAGAGCGAUGUCCGAAUUAUCAAUGUUUCUUCAUUGAUGCACAGCGCUAUCCGGGCCGGCCAGACGAAGUUCGACUCCAUCGAUUCUUUCAACGCUCGGUAUGAAGGAAGCUGGGUCCCACCCGAGAACCUCAAACGUUACGGUCUCACGAAGCUCGCCAACAUCCUCUGGACAAAUACCCUCCAAAAACAAUACGACGCCAAGAACGUCCCAAUCACUUGCAUAAGCAUGCACCCCGGUGGAGUCCUCACAGACUCGGCUCUUGAACGUCUCAAACAGUCCGCCAUCCCCCGUCUCCGGAUUGCCAUUUCUCGAUUAUUCGCAGAUGAACCGGAACAAGGUUCUUUUACGACUUUGUUCGCGGCGGCUAGUAAGGAGAUCGCGAAGGACAAAGGCAAGUAUAGGGCUAAAUAUUUGGCGCCGUAUGGGAAGAUUGUGGAACCUAGUAAGUUGGCCAAGGAUGAGACGUUGGCUAACAACCUUUGGGGGACUACUCAGAAGGUGUUGAAGGAGAUCUAUGGGAUUGAGGUUUAAAUCUGGUUGGAAGUUGUUAAUUGGCGGGCGGUGGUGGGAAGGGAUCAUUUCUUGGACUUUUUUCUAGACUCUAGAGUGUUGUCUUGUUCUUGUGCAUUAUACCCUACAUACCACUUGUUAUUCGUCGUCCACGUUAUGUCAUGACGUUACGCGUUAUUUGUC